Messenger RNA from Neltuma alba, 808 nucleotides. RefSeq lists its product as uncharacterized. Gene Ontology annotation, cellular component: cytoplasm. Lineage: Eukaryota; Viridiplantae; Streptophyta; Magnoliopsida; Fabales; Fabaceae. The coding region runs from base 102 to 560 and encodes 152 amino acids. Gene Ontology annotation, molecular function: mRNA binding. The record is from RefSeq and is a predicted model, not a curated record. The transcript is spliced from 4 exons.
UUCUCAUCACUUUCCCUCAUCACCAUAUCCCUUCACUCCCUGGUCACACUGCCUCAACUGAUCUCUCGCAUUAUCUCAAGGGCAAGGAAGUGAGGAUCACUAUGAGCAGGCCGGGAGACUGGACGUGCAGGUCAUGCCAGCACCUGAACUUUCAGAGAAGGGACAUGUGUCAGAGAUGUGGGGAUUCAAAGUAUGGAGAUUUUGGGAAUGGUGGGUAUGGAGGAGGAGGAAGAAUGAUGAUGGGAUCUUCAUUUGGGUUUAGCAGUAAUAGUAGUACUGGUUCUGAUGUUCGUCCCGGUGACUGGUACUGUUCCGCUGGAAACUGUGGAGCUCAUAACUUUGCCAGCCGAUCAAGCUGCUUCAAGUGUGGUGCUUUCAAAGAUGACUUUGCUUCUGCCUUCACCAGCUCUGACUUCUCUUCCAGACCUUUUGGUUCGGCCUCUUCCAGACCUUCAUGGAAAUCUGGCGACUGGAUAUGCAACAGGUCAGGGUGCAACGAGCACAACUUUGCUAGCAGAAUGGAAUGUUUUAAAUGCAGUGCCCCGAGGGACACGUACUAGAAAUGAGAUUCUACAUCCACUUUUGGGGAUUUCAUGGAUUCAAGCAGGGAGAGAGAGAGAGAGAUGUGGCCUGAUUUCCUGAUUUUUCGUCAAAAGAUAAUUGUGAAAGCUUGUAUUCGGAUGGUUUUGAGGCCACGUAGUUAAAGAUGGAAGCUGUAUCAAUCUCUCUUGUCCCUUUUUGUCAAAAUUACCAACAGCAAUUAAUGUUCUUUUGGUGCUUUAAUAUUAAACUGAGUUUUCUUUUGUAA